AUGGAUGACAGCGGUGAUCAUGUGUACCAAGACCUGAAUGCGCCAUCACGGCUGGUCGAACAGGGAUGCGAUCAGGUAGACGACCAGGCAGACUUCAUCCUUGAUCAUUCUUACGAAGACUUUCCUGCAACGAAAGAAAGAGAAGAACACCGGGUCAUUUACUCAAACGAAUGUGAUGUCUUGCUGGGGUCAUCAUUCAUGUACUUUUCCAGCGGACUGAGUUUCUGUCGAAUGAGAAGUAUAUCUUGCACCAUGGAUGGAUUCUGCCUUCUCUAUCUGCUCAUGAUUCUCCUGAUGAGAUCUGGUGAUGUUGAAACCAACCCUGGACCAGACAGGAUUGUCAGUGAGGAGGAAUUUAUAAAGCUGUCCAAGCUUAUUGAACCUAGCUACUACAAAGAGGUGGGAAUUAACCUGAACAUCCCCAAUGCAGAGCUUGGGCAAAUCACUGUGCAACAUAUGCUAAAUACCAGUGAUGCAUUGAUGACAGUGUUCACGAGAUGGAGAGACAAACAGCCUCCAGGCACAGACAUCAGGGCUCUUCUUGCAGAGGGAUUACAAAAAAGUGACUUAGGAUCCCUCUCUGGCGAACUUCUCACUGGCAGUCUAGUCCCGAAUAGGACAGGUGCUCCUGUUCCAAUGCUAGGAUCACAGACUCCACCACUUUCUCCUGACCAGAUCAAGAGAUGUGCAGAUGAAUUCAAAUUCAAGUACCGGACAAGUCUCUGUAAGAUCAGAUCUGAUGCCCUCAACCCCGAUUCCAUUGUGCCAUUCAAGGACAUGUACACAAACCUUCUCCUAAAAGAGGAAUAUAGAGAACGCAAGCGACCUCUUGAGUACAGGGAUCUCUUUGAUCUCAAAGUCAAUGGAGAGUUCCCCAAGCGGAUCAUGAUUCAGGGAGAGGCUGGGGCUGGAAAGACAACAUUCUGUUCUAAGAUUGCCUGGGACUGGAUAAAUGACAGUCCUGUUCUUCCAAAGUUUGUGUGGGUACUUGUUGUCCCUCUUUGUGAAGCCAAGCAAUACACGAUUGGUGAGAUUGCCAAGUCAUAUCUCUCCAAGGACAACCCAGCAACAGCCAGCCAGAUCACUGAGUACAUCCGGUCAAAUCCAACUCAUGUUUUCAUUGCGUUUGAUGGAUUAGAUGAGUUUGAUGGAAAGGUUGUACAGGAAGGGGAAGCUCGUUCAAAGUCAGAAUGUCACCAGCCAAAGUCUGCUGAUCAAACCAAGGCAAGAUCAGAGAGAGGUGACAUUGCACUUAUAGACAUUCUUCGUUCAGAUGAACUUGGCACUUGCCCGGUAUUGGUGACAAGUCGCCCAAGGAAGGUCACAGAGUUUAGAUGGGAUUAUAGUCUAAGGAAACUCUACACUUUCAUGUAUGUGGAAGGUUUUAGCAAGGAGAAUGUGGAGGUUUACAUUCACAAGUACUUUGAAGACAAUGUGGCCACAGCAGAUCAGCUUAUCCAAUUAACCAAAGAAAGUGACAUCAUAUCUGAGUAUAUGGCCCCACAUCCUAUCUACAUAGCUAUGCUCUGUCUUAUGUGGAGAGAACUUGGUGACGAAAAACAAGAAAAGUUAAAGUCAUUUCGAACUUUUUCUCAAAUAUUUGAUGAAAGAUUUAAAUUCCUGAGGGUGCAUUAUGCUCAGAAAAAAAUCAAAGAUUUAGGCAGCCCAUCAUUCAAAGAAUAUCUCGCUCAAAUUGAGAAGCUGUUGAAACCAGUUGCAAACGUUGCUUUCAUUGGGCUACAAGAAAACACUGAUGUUUUUAAAGAAGAUGAUUUUGAACAGUGUUCAGAAUCCAUGGAAACAGCUUGCAGAGUAGGGGUGUUAGAGAAAAGAAAGUCAUUUAUAAAUGAUAAGAGCAGUAUUGAUCUGCAGUCUCAAAUCUUCUUUCCUCACAAACUCUUUCAGGAGUACAUGGCUGGAGUCCAUCUUGCUUCCUUGUAUGAAUCAGAUCACAAUGAAUUCAACAGGCUAAUUGAGCAAGUAGUGCUACCUAGGAAGGAAGAGUUUAGAUAUCUCCUGUACUUCAUUGUAUCAUGGGACAAAACCAUUGCAAACCAUGUCAUGAAAUGCAUGGUACAGGGUAACACCACAACCCAAGAGGAGAUGGAUUUUUUGGUUGAUGUAUCCUUCGAGAGUCAGGACCUAGAUACCGUAGCAUUAUUGAGGGGUCGAGUGUCAUCUCUGAAAAUAAACUUCAGGACAGCACAUACCAUAGCAGCUUAUGUAUUCACCGGACUAUAUGUAGAUGUGAUCGAUCUUCAAGUGCAUGAUUACAUGCUUGGACCAACUAUAUCACAUGAUCUAGCGAAGAUCAUAUGCUCUGCUCCCUCUCUAGAGAAAGUUUCACUCUCCAGAACAGACUUGGACAGUGACUUCUAUGUAGUUCUUGCUAAAGAAGGAAACACAUCCAAGGUCAAAACUCUCGAGCUUGCACCAGCUAAGUGUCUAACAUCGGCGUCCUCACAUCACCUAGUAAAUGCUCUGUGUUCCAUGCCAGACCUGACUGAACUGACAUUAUAUGGAAAAGCUUUCCAGGAGGAGUUCUAUUCUACACUGAAUGCAAAGGCGUCAAGCUUAAAGGUAUGUGUGUUUGUACUCUACAUCCAUGCCAUGAUGAAUAUAUGGACACAUGUUUUGGAGAUGAGUUAA
Molecule: messenger RNA, 2649 nt
Organism: Strongylocentrotus purpuratus (purple sea urchin)
Lineage: Eukaryota; Metazoa; Echinodermata; Echinoidea; Camarodonta; Strongylocentrotidae
Product: NACHT, LRR and PYD domains-containing protein 12-like
Exons: 7
Coding region: 1-2649 (882 amino acids)
Source: RefSeq, a predicted model, not a curated record